UCUACUGCUAAGCGCGUGUUGUCUCCGUUCUUCGACGUCAUACUCGAGAGUUCAGUGCGGAAACGAGCCGAAGAAAUGGCGGAUCGAGAGGUCCAGAGUCGGGUUUCUUCGGGUGAGAUACGAAUCCGAAACGAAAAAAACGAAGAAAUUAUUAUACCAGAAGCUCAGUUAAAUAAAGUCAUGAACAGGAAUUUGGAACUUCUCAUUAAAUAUUGUGAAAAUUCGAAAGUACUGUUUAUGCCUUAUCCAAUCCAGAUUAUCAAAUUAUUCGUUACUUAUGUACAGAUGGACUAUCCCGGAUUGACCUGUAUUACGCAAGCGUUCGAUCUGUAUCAUCUGAGUUCAAGAUACGAGUUAGUUGAUUUAAGAAGGAAAUGCAGAUCAUUUAUCAUUCAGCAAAUAAACCUGGAUACCGUCUUUGCAAUCCACGAUUUUGCACGUCAGAUCGGUGAUCUGGUCAUACCUUAUUAUUGCUGGCUAGCUUUCGACCAACUAGGAGAAAGACUAUUUACAACAGUCACCUUUAUGUGCUGUAAAAUUGCAACAAUUGAUAGACUGUUAUCUCGAGCGAUAUAUGAAUCAGUCAGUGAGUUGCGUUUACUCGGAGCCGUGUAUCAGUGGAGCAUAAAUGAAGUUAAAAAAAAAAUUGGGUUUCUUCGGGUGAGAUACGAAUCCGAAACGAAAAAAACGAAGAAAUUAUUAUACCAGAAGCUCAGUUAA
This is a messenger RNA of Centruroides sculpturatus (bark scorpion), 720 nucleotides long. RefSeq lists its product as uncharacterized. Bases 76 to 720 code for a protein of 214 amino acids. The transcript is spliced from 4 exons. The record is from RefSeq and is a predicted model, not a curated record. NCBI's taxonomy places the organism in Eukaryota, Metazoa, Arthropoda, Arachnida, Scorpiones, Buthidae.